GGACCCCCUCAAUACUGGAUUCACUUCCUACAAUAAUUCCCCCGCUCAAGGAAUGAUCAGACAUCAAACCGAAUUCCUGUCGUCAACUCGCCUUCAGAACCGAUUUGAACUCACCAAAGGGACAAUACCGCAGACUACCUUGUCGCUGACCCUCUGCUGAGAAGAUAAUCGUGGCCCUGCCGUUCUGUUCCGUCUUACGACAUGGCUCCUACAGCUCCCAACCAGGCCAACAACUCCCCGGCCAAAAAAGCAAAUGCCCCAGAGAAGAAAUACAAGUGCCAAUUUUGCAAUCGCGCUUUUUCCAGAAGUGAACAUCGCAGUAGACAUGAACGUUCCCAUACCAAAGAGAGACCCUUCAAGUGCUUAAAAUGUCGGAGUACCUUCGUUCGUCGUGACCUUCUCCUUCGCCAUGACCGUACUGUUCACGCCAAAGAUGGUGGGAUACCGUUGGUUGCUGAGGGCCGCAGACGUGGCGGUGGUGGUGUUCAGAAGUCAUCCCCUGCACCAUCCGCCCCCGCCAAGCCCUCGAUCACAAUUGAUCCUGCCACAUUAGAGCAAAUUGAGGCAAGCAGUGAUGGUAUGGUCGACCUUGAAACUGCAGCCAUGUUGAUGACAGAUUUCCAACAUAAGGCCGCAGCUGCCGUUACCAAUCAGGCAAAUGACCGUGCUGAAUCCGACCGCUCGUUCUCUCCCGGACGUGGUCCACUGCUGGAACCCCCCGUCGCGUACCUCUCAGGCAAUGCGACUCUCCCCCAAAUGCCUUGGGACACCCUCGUCUCCCCCGCAGACGCCAAGCAGCCUUCCAUGGCUUCGAGCUUUACCGCACAAGAGAGUGGCCAGGACAUCGAACGGCAUGGUGCCGUCGGUGACGCCCUUGCACCUUCGCUCCACUCCCUCGUCAGCUCAUUGCCCAUGUCUGGAAACUCUACCCCCAACGCGCUGUCGCCUUACCCAUCCAUGACUGGCCCUGUCAGCCCGGUGAACUACAGGCGAUCGCCUGGCCCCAGCCAAGCGUUGACGCUGCCCAAAGCACCUCAAAUCGCAAGCGAGAUCGAGCGCAACAUGGUCGUCGAACGCAUUCGCAACGCUGAUGCCCUUGGCGCGCUGCCCGAAUCCUUCCAAUUGCCCUCGACUGCAUCGCUGAACCGGUACUUGUCGACCUACUUCAACUUGUACCACCCCCACCUGCCUUUCCUUCACCAGGAAUCGUUCAGGCCUACUAUGGCAUCGCCUCCCUUGCUACUGGCUGUCCUCUCUAUCGGUGCCUUGUACACUUUUGAGCGCGAGCAUGCUUUCACCCUCCAUGUUGGAUCCAAGAUCCUUGUCACCCAAUUCUUGCAACAUAAAGAUAACUUUGACUCUAGAAAAUGUCCAUUGUGGGCCAUGCAGAGUACCUUGUUGAAUAUGAUUUUCGAGAGCUGGAGUGGCGACCCCAAGGGUCUGGAAUGGACUUGUUCGAUCAAGAGUCUCCUCGCCAACAUGGUUGCCGGAAACCGAUACCAGCUGAAGCUGCGAUCCGAGGCUCGCGGAGGUGUUCAACCGACCAGGGAAGAAUGGAUCGAGGACGAAUCGUGCCGCCGAACCUACUACGCGGUUUACAUCUUUUUCGGCAUGCUCACGUUGACUUUCAACCACACUCCAGCAAUGAGUUUUGACGAAUUUGACAACCUCGAGCUUCCUUCUUCCGAGUCUCUUUGGAACCUGGAUACCACCGAUGAUGAGGCAUGGAACCGCAGCUUGUCUACUGCCACCUCGCUUACAGUUCGCGAAGCCCACGACUGUCUCUUCCAAGGCGAGCAGACCCGAUACAGCGCUUUUGCUACUCGUGUCUUGAUCAACGCCCUGUUCUUGCAGGUCUGGAACCACAAGAGAAGCUUUGAAGCUCUCCAGGACGUCGUUACCGAGUACAAGCUUCGCCUCGCAUUGGAGACCUGGGAAAACUCGCUCGAGGUUUGCGAGCCAGAGACAAUCGUUGUGCCUCUCAGCACUCCUCAAAAGGGCCACCCCCUCAUCUUCAACUCCAUGGCUAUGUACCGCAACACCCGCGCUCGCUUGGAAGUUGACCUCAAGUCGAUCCAGGAAGCCAUGCGCUACCACUCUUCUUACGAGGUUGCGGCCGCUAUGACCGUCGCUCGCGAAAAGGUCAAGCGAUCGCAGGAGAUGAACAAGGUUAUCCAGUCCUGCUUCGAGUGCAUUGAAAUCGCAGCCAUCCAAGGGAUCAACUGGGUUGCAAAGACUUCGGCUACCAACUGGAGUGUCGAGCAUCCGCUCUGCGGCCUCGAUCUGAUGGUCAUCUUGAGUCUCUGGCUCUACCGCCUGGAACACGACGAGGAGCCAGCGACCGAGGCUGAGUUGGCCAUCUACAACAAGGUUCGCAAUCUGUUUGAUGAUGACGCUGUCGAUGCCUUUGGUAAACUCAGCUCCACUGUUGCCCGUGUAUGGGGUAACAUCCUGGACGGCGUGGUUGUCUGGGGAAUUACCAAGCUCAUGGGCGAAUCCUUCAAACUCCACUCCCAGGCCCUGGUCGGCUACGAAGACUCAUUGCGCGUCAGCAAGGACCAGCCUAUUCACCCAAUGCCGACCAAGACGCUUGCUAGUGUAGGGACUGCCUAUUAA
Messenger RNA from Aspergillus wentii DTO 134E9, 2616 nucleotides. RefSeq names its product C2H2-type zinc finger protein. The record is from RefSeq and is a predicted model, not a curated record. The transcript is spliced from 3 exons. The coding region runs from base 202 to 2616 and encodes 804 amino acids. Gene Ontology annotation, cellular component: chromatin. NCBI's taxonomy places the organism in Eukaryota, Fungi, Ascomycota, Eurotiomycetes, Eurotiales, Aspergillaceae. Gene Ontology annotation, molecular function: RNA polymerase II cis-regulatory region sequence-specific DNA binding; DNA-binding transcription factor activity, RNA polymerase II-specific; zinc ion binding. Gene Ontology annotation, biological process: regulation of transcription by RNA polymerase II; DNA-templated transcription.